AUGGGCAUCGAUCGGGCUGUCGGGCUGCCACCCAGAGACAGUGGGGGAGAUGAGAGAGAGUGUGGAGGGACCCAGGGGUCCAAAAACACCGACAACCUGAAGCGACUACCGAAAAAGGGGGAGAGGGUAGUGAAGGAGAAACCACCGCCUGUCUUACCCCCUGUGGGGGAGGAGGAGCCCAAAAAUCCAGAGGAGUACCAAUGCGUGGGCAUCUUGGAACAGGACUUUCUCGAACUCUGCACUCGUUCGGGAUUCACCGACUUCCCCAAAGUCGUUGUCCGCAAUCACGGCCGCUCCGCCUCCGCCACUGCCACCGAAAAGCCCCCGGGGGAGGAACAGCGGCCCUCUGCCACCUGUAGCCAAAACAGCCUCCUCCAGAUCGAGACCAAGUAUGCCUUCUUCCGGCCCACCAUCCAGGUGGACCUGGAGCAAGAGGACCCCAAGUUGGUUCGGGAAAUCUUCAUUCGAGGUUGGAAACUGGCAGAUCCACUUCUGGGCAUUCUCUGCAAGUGUCUGCCCAGUCUCACCCAGCUGCAGGCCAUCAACCUGUGGAAAGUGGGGCUGACUGAUGAGACCUUGACCGUCUUAAUUACCCUCAUCCCAGCUUGCUCCUCCAGUCUCAAGAAGGUGUCUCUGGAGGGAAACCCCAUUGUGGAGCAGUCUUACCACAGGCUCAUGGUCCCGGAAAGCACCAUCAUGCACUUGUCCCUGCGGAACAACAAGAUCGACGAUCACGGGGCCCGGCUCCUGGGCCAGGCGCUGUCCACGCUGCGCACCAGCAACCGCACUCUGGUCUCUCUCAACCUGGGCUACAACCACAUCGGAGACGAGGGUGCCAGCCACAUCGCCCAAGGCCUGAGGCUGAACCGCUCCCUGCUCUGGCUGUCCCUGGCCCACAAUCGAAUCCAGGACCAGGGCGCAAUGAAGCUAGCCGAGGUCCUGCAGCCUUUCGAACUAACACACAUUGAGGUGGUGGAACGCAGGCGACUAAUGCUCGAAAAGGGGACUCAGGGAUCCAGAAUCCUAAGGGGAUCGCCCACUUCCUCCCGCCACGGAGAACGCGACCGAGACAAGGGUCAGCUGACGCAGGGGACUGGCAGCGCUGUGGCCAUCGACAAGCUGCAGCCACCCAAGACCGCCAAAGGUGCAGCGGGCAAGAAGAAGGAGAAGCAAGAAGCAGCCAAGAAAGAGGAGAAGUCGGGGUCGGGGACAUCUCCCACACAGACUACCCCAAAGAAGGAGGAUACCAGCAAGGCUGGUAAAGGCAAGGUGACCAUCCCAGAACAGAAGCCUGGUCGGGGAAAGGGAGCCAAAUUGGGGCCCAAAGAGAAGCGGAGUACACUCGCCGAGUCUGAGGUGAUUCAGGAAAAGCCUACCGAGAUCCUCAAUCCCCUUCUAGAGCAGACGGAGCAUCGAAAUGGGAAGGUUUACUUGCCAGGAAACAAAGUUCUUAUGCACCUCAAUCUUAUCCGGAAUCGAAUCACAGAAAUGGGUCUGAAAGGCUUCCUCGCUGCUGUCCAAUAUCAAGUGAAGUUUACCAAACCCAAAAUUCCAACUAAAGGACCCACCGGGUUGCUCACACUGAUGCUGUGGAAAAAUUCCUUUCCUCCACAAUGUGAGACCUACAACAUGAUCCAGGACAUGAUGCUUCCUCGAGACCCCAUUUCCAAGAAUAAAAAUGAAGAAGGCUUAUCCACUCAGGGCCCACACUAUCUGCUGCUCUCCCCGAGGGUGCAUAUAUUAACCUCUGCUUACACAAUAAGCCAAGGUGCCUUCACCCCACGAGCCCCUCUCCGGCUGCAGAGGGGCAGAAGCUCUGGCACCUUUGUCUGGGGAGGCUCUGCUGACGGUAUUCACGAUAAAGGAGUUCAAGAGCCUGAAUACCCUCCUCAAGGAGACAUGGUCAUUCAGAAGGAGGAAAGGGCUGACCAGGCCAGACGCAGUCCCACAACUCUGCUUCUGCUUACGGUGUGCGAUGCUUCCCUGCCCCCUUCACCCUCUUUGGACAGCCUCUCCUCUCCCCAUUUUAACGUGCCUGGAACAGUAGAUCUUGAGAGGCGGGAGGGACAGCAGGGCUCACUCACAACAACUCCCUUUCAAAGGUCCAACGAGAAAAAGCAGAAAAGGGUGGAACUAGGAGUAAAACAAGUGCAGGCCUUUUUACAGGGAGCCUUCCAGCGGCUCUUCCAGCCCCAGCGAAUCCUUCGUCUCUCCCAACUCCUGCCACGUGGCUCAGCUUUCCGAGCGCCUCUGAGAGCAGGAUCCUCCCUACGGGAGCCGGGAAGCUCGGCCCGGGCCGCUCUCAGCCUCCUGGUCCCAUCUAGAAGUCUAGAGGCUGCGAGCUGA
Molecule: messenger RNA, 2346 nt
Organism: Gracilinanus agilis (Agile Gracile Mouse Opossum)
Lineage: Eukaryota; Metazoa; Chordata; Mammalia; Didelphimorphia; Didelphidae
Gene: LRRC71
Product: leucine rich repeat containing 71
Exons: 19
Coding region: 1-2346 (781 amino acids)
Molecular function (GO): protein binding
Source: RefSeq, a predicted model, not a curated record